GUCAAUAGAUAGGGCCUUCUGCUGGUCUGAAACUACCGGCUCAACUGAAACCAGAAUAUUCUGCUUUCAGAAGGAAAGGGCCCCUCACCCCCUACACACACACUCAUCGGGACCUCCUAUCUUCCGUGUGAGUUGCAUUGGAGAGGCUCUCCAGGGGCCAAGCGGGACUGCCAAGGGACUGGAGAGAGAAUUGUUGUGGCUCUUGGGCACAGUGGACUUUUCAUGGUUGGGGUACACUGAAGGGUGUCUAACAGAAAAUAACUCAGGAUGGGAGCGUUCCGGUCAGCCCCUGUGUCUGUAUGGGACCGAGCGCACAUGGCGGCAUGUGGCUGGGAUUAGGAAAUUUCAUUGUGGAUUAAAAUCUUUUCAAGGCCUUGAUGGCUGCUGCUGGGUGAAAAGGAGGCUGAAGGACCAGAACACUUUCAGUCUGCAGUCCGGGCCCAUGGUUGCACUGAGCAGCCACAGCAUGUUCCAGAUGAUUCAGAGUCCCAAGCAUGCCCAGCCCGGCGCGAACAAGAGCCACCACACCCGGUUGGUCACAAAAGACGGCCACUGCAACAUCGAGUUCGGAAACAUCGAGUACGGCAACCACUUUUCCUUCGUCCUCGACUUCUGGACCACCUUUGUGGAGAUCCGCUGGCGCUUUGUCCUCCUCUUCUUCGUGGCCUCCUUCACCGGCAGCUGGUUCGUCUUCAGUCUGCUGUGGUACUGGGUCGCCAAGAGCAACGGUGACCUGUAUGGCCAGAACCGCACAGAGGAGCAUGUGCGCUGCAUAGACAACGUGAACGGUCUGACCACGGCCUUCCUGUACUCCCUGGAGACCCAGACCACCAUCGGCUACGGGGGCAGAGCGCUGACCGGCCACUGCGCGGGCACCGUGGCCCUCAUCAUCGUGCAGUCGCUCGUCGGGGUCUUCAUCAACUGCUUCAUGUGCGGGGUGAUCCUGGCCAAGAUCUCCUUACCCAAGAAGCGGGCAAAGACCAUCACCUUCAGCAGCACGGCCGUCAUUUGUCUGAAGAAGGGCAGCCUUUGCCUUCUGAUCCGGGUGGCCAACUUGCGAAAGACCUUACUCAUCGGCAGCCAGAUCUACGGCAAGCUGCUGAGGACGACGGUCAUGGCCGACGGCGAGACAAUCAUUUUGGACCAGGUGGAUAUCGACUUCACGGUGGACGCAGGCAAGGACAACUUGUUUUUUGUGUGCCCCUUGACCCUCUACCACGUGAUCAACAGGCACAGUCCAUUUUAUGAGCUGUCAGUGGACAAUCUGCCCCAGCAGGACUUUGAGCUGGUCGUGUUCCUGGACGGGACGGCAGAGUCCACCAGCUCCUCCUGUCAGGUGCGGACCUCCUAUGUCCCACAGGAGAUCCAGUGGGGCUACAGCUUCCUGCCCAUCAUCUCGCGCACCAAGAUGGGGAAGUACCGGGUGGACUUCUCCAACUUUUCCAGAAGCGUGUGCGUAACCACGCCUCACUGCGCACACUGUUUCGAGACGGACGUGGACCAGCGUAACCAUAACAGCCAGAACAAUCCUGACCACAAUCAGAGUGGGAAGCAGGGAAUUGACAACCGUGGGUUCCAGGUGAUUGACAUUCAGGGUACGAUGGACAUCACUAAGAUGUGAGGCUGGUGGAGGUACCUCGAGGAAAGAUGUGAGGUCAUCCCUGUGUUUGCACAAGUUGUAAACUGUAACAGCAAGGUGUUGUGUGGAGAUGUUUCAAGGAAGGAGCCGAGUUCUAAUGAAUGUUACACCACAGUGCCCUUGUUGCAGUGCAAUUACACAUGUAAUAAGCAAUGUAAGACCCUGUAUAUCAUGUUGUGGAACAGACUGUAACUACCCAGUGUGGGUCUGGUUAGUGUUAGCCUUUGCUAUUUUGGCCUGAGCAGGACCUUUGCCAAGGUCUUCCCUUUGAGUAAGAGAUGGAAAUCAGGUAAAGAUAGAGUGCCUCCUAAUACAGCUGUUACGCCACCGGUUACAUGCUGUUCCAUAAAGUUAUUAAAUUGUAGGCCUACAUGCUGCUACAUUGCUUACAGUACUUUAAGGUGCUGUAUGUAAGAUUUGAGAAUUGUAAAGAGAGGGGGAGCAGAAUAGACCGCACGAGGAGUGCACAUUUUUUAAACUAAACCAUUGAGAAGGGUUCAAUUUCACGCACCUUUGAUUUGACCUGCAAGAUGGAUUCCCCAACCAAUUGCGGAAAAAGAUUCCCUGAUUGGUCAUAAUUGAGCCUUGAGUGGUCUGAAAUCUAAAUUGGCUCUUUUCACACCGCAUUUCCCUAACUAAGAACUGACAGAUGGCUAUGCCAUUUCUAACUUAUCUUGCCUACAGCACCUUUAAAACACUAUGAACAGUAAGUAACCUCAAUAAUCACUUGAGAAUUAAAAAAACAUCAAGCUGCAUCAAGUUGUUUAUAGGAACUGCUCAUUACAGUAAAAGUAUUUUGUGAAUUUGAGGAGGGAAAAGGGUUGAGACCGGCAGAAAAGGAGUAAAGAAAGCAUUAGAAAGCAUCGGCUCUUUGAGAAGAUUAGGAGCUAGGCCCAAUAUAAUGAAAUUCAGAGAAUUUUGCAGGUUGAGCAGGAGAAGCGGAACAGUGCCUUUAGGUGUUUUAAAAUUGUUCUCAAAGGUUGUUUGGUUUGCAAAACCUACAAAAUGUAGGCUAUGAAGACCUAUGUUGACAGUUAAUUUAAGCUCUGAUAAUUAGGAAAUUGUGAACAUAGCUGCUAACUUUAAUGUCUGUUGUUGUUGUUGUUAAUGU
This is a messenger RNA of Gadus chalcogrammus (walleye pollock), 2750 nucleotides long. Its product is annotated as ATP-sensitive inward rectifier potassium channel 1-like. Gene Ontology annotation, cellular component: plasma membrane. The record is from RefSeq and is a predicted model, not a curated record. The transcript has 2 exons. The coding region runs from base 443 to 1621 and encodes 392 amino acids. Lineage: Eukaryota; Metazoa; Chordata; Actinopteri; Gadiformes; Gadidae. Gene Ontology annotation, biological process: potassium ion import across plasma membrane; regulation of monoatomic ion transmembrane transport. Gene Ontology annotation, molecular function: ATP-activated inward rectifier potassium channel activity.